This is a messenger RNA of Adineta steineri, 300 nucleotides long. Lineage: Eukaryota; Metazoa; Rotifera; Eurotatoria; Adinetida; Adinetidae. The record is from the annotation of a GenBank genome assembly.
AUGUCAACUUUAGAUAGAGAAAUAUGUCUUACUAAUGCGCUUGAAUGGAUUGAUGAUCACUUCUUCUCAUUUCGUAAUGCUAUUCUUGGCUCUUAUUCGGUUACAGUAAUUCACCUUCGAUUAAUAGUUAAUCCACCAACAUCUGAUAUAUUCGUUCAUUCAGAAAAGGCUAUUAUGCUUCAACAGAUUGGAUCGUCACCAUCACGAAGAUCAAGACCACCAACACCAUCACCACGAAGAAUAACACCAAAAGGAUUAGGACGAGGAACAUCAAAAGGAUUAGGACGAGGAAAACCAUAA